Messenger RNA from Arachis ipaensis, 717 nucleotides. Its product is annotated as histone deacetylase-like protein. NCBI's taxonomy places the organism in Eukaryota, Viridiplantae, Streptophyta, Magnoliopsida, Fabales, Fabaceae. The record is from RefSeq and is a predicted model, not a curated record.
AGAUAUAAGAUAUUUAUUUCAUCUUCCUCGUAUACUAUAUAUGUACAUAUAUAGGCACCUUUCUCUUUAAGUUACAUUAAUUAAGACUUGAUAGAACACAACACCCAAAAAAACAAGAAAGGGAUCAAAGGAAGGAAUUGAUUGAAUCUUGAAUCUUCAAAUUCAUAAGAUAUGAGAACGAGUUGUUUCCUCAACCUUCCCAUUCCAACUUCAAACCAAGCUCCAAAUGCUUCUCUAAUCCCCAUAAAGCCACCUCAAGUUUCAUUGGUGAAAAUUGAAGGAAAUUGGAAGAGACAUGUUAUGGUGGGAGUGACAUUAAUAGGGUUGGAAUUGAUCAUCAAUAAUUCUUUAUUGGGUCAUGAAGCUUUUGCUGAGGAGAUCAUGAAAAGUAGAGUGGCAUCAAAUAACUCAUCCUUAGUUUCUUCGGUUGGCAGCGGCAGCAAAUGGAGUGAGAAAAGGGCAUGCCCGCCUUGGCACGGCAGCUCGCUGGAAACCAUCGUUCCGGAAAAUCUUCCGAGGCCGGCGGCACGGCGGAGGUACGAGGCCGUUGGUUCCCAAUCAAAGACGGCGCCACCGCUCUUGGUGGACAAAACUAAACUAAGAAGCAACAACAAAGAGAGUUGCUUCUCUAUGUGAAAAACCGAAAAUUGAUCAAAUAAUUGUUUUAACAUGUGUGUAUACGUAGUUAUUAUCAAUUAUAUUGUUUGUCACUAUAAA